Molecule: messenger RNA, 1848 nt
Organism: Lactuca sativa (garden lettuce)
Lineage: Eukaryota; Viridiplantae; Streptophyta; Magnoliopsida; Asterales; Asteraceae
Source: RefSeq, a predicted model, not a curated record
UUUAGACAAAAUUACACAGAUGGUCCCUGUGGUUGGCACGAGAGACCAAAGAUAGUCCUUAUGAGGAAUUUUGGACGAGUAUGGUCCCUGUGGUUCCAAAUUGUUGCACGAAUAGUCCUUAUGACAUACUCCGUUUAAUUGUUGCCGUUUAUCUAAAUCACGUGACCCUCACACGAGGGUAUUUUCGUCAUUUGCUUUGUUACACGAAAUGAUCAUAUACAUAAAUGAUCCUUACAUCCAGCUGCUAUUUACGUUGCCCCAAGAAAUCGUCCCUUUCUUUUCUCCUCUGGUUUAUCAUCUUCGUCACUGCAAAACAUCAAACGGAAACUAGGGUUUUCAUCUUCAUCAUUUGCGAUGGUUCUAACUUUGUGGCAUGUCCGUUCAAAAUUCUCAGAAAAUCCUGACCUGAUCAAAGCUUAUGUUGAGUUAAGUAGUUUUUGCACAUUCAAGAUUCACCAUGGGGGUAUGUUCACAAAAUACCCAGGAAGACGUUACGUUGGUGGGAGUAUUGACUAUGUUGACUACGUAGACAUGGACGUGUUCUCCGUACAUGAGUUAGACGAUAUGAUGAAGGAGAUAGGUUAUAUCAACGGUGAGCCUAUCUACUACCACUUCUUGAUUCCAGAGAUUGAAAUCGAUUAUGGGUUACUUCCUUUAGGUAAUGACUCAGACGUACUUUUGUUAAGUAAGCAUGUCGCUAAUCAUAAAGAGAUUAUGGUGUAUACUGAACAUGGAACUACUAGACUCCAUACAUACUUUAUGUCUCCAAAUAAGGUCGUAUUGGAAGAAAUCAAUGAGCCUAUUUCUCCGGAACUCAAUCGAAAAAAGUUUACAAGUACAGAGGUAGGAUCAUGUAGUAGAAAAUUGGACUUGAAUGAGAACUAUGACUUUUCUAGGUCUGUUGUACCUUUUGGACAUUUUGAUAGAGAUGUAUUGAAAGAUGUUGGAGUUCAGCCUGCAAGUGAGGAGCUUAACAAAGCCCAAGAUGUUGGACCUUCAGAAGACUUUGAUCCUUUCUUUUAUAUGUAUCAUAAUGAUUACCAACAGAUGGGGGACGAUGAUUACCAACAGAUGGGGGACAAUGAAGAAAUUGGAGAUGCUAUUAGUGAUGAGACUAGUACCAAUGGAAGUAUAAGCGAGGAUAGUGACUUUUUAGUGGAUGAACUUAAUAUGGUGGAGGAUGUCGAACUGAAUAUGAAAGACUUCCACAGUGGUGUUUAUUCUUUUCCAAAUCUAGAUAACCACCAAUCAUUCAAUGCACCUGAUGUCACAGUUGAUGACGAUUUGGAGGUGAUAGAUACACAGUUGUUUGAAUCAGCUGGUGUAGAAGAAGAUGAGAGGAAGAAGUUAAUGAGAAGGUUAAACAAACCAACCACGUGUUCAUCAGGAGUAGUACAUGAAACUGCAUUCUAUCUGGGUCAAAUAUUUAAGUCCUCAUCAGAAGCAAAGGACUACAUUAAAAUGCAUUCAAUUCGAACUAGGAGAAACAUUUAUUUUGCAAAAAAUGAUAAACAAAGAAUUCGGGCAAAAUGCAGGGGUGUGGUCCCAGAAAUGACAGGUGGGCCAUGGACAAAAAGUAGAAUCAAAUGCAAGGACAAAACAGUAAGUUCACAAAAAGCAACAUGCCCUUGGGUGGUAUUAAUUUCUAGAUCUGAUGAAGAAAGCGAUUGGAUGGUGAAAACUUUGGUUCAUGAGCAUAGAUGUGUGCAGUCAAGAUCUAUUAAAGCGUGUACUUCUAAGUUUCUUGCAACCACCAUUCUUCAACAAGUGGAAGGAAACCCAACUAUCCCAGUCAAAGCUUUGCGUGUAGAGUUACAAAAGACAUACGAGGUGGGAUGUCAAGAAUGA